UCCGGAACCUGGCGCGAAAAAAUAAAUUCAACAGGAAAACAGAAGUCGUGAGAAGGAUAAACUACUUUUAAUUAAUUUACUCCUUAUAUAUAUAUUACAUCUAACGGUGUCGGGUUUCUCACUCUUUAUAAGCCGUAUUGUCAACUAAGAAGUGAUCCACUUUUCAAGCAAAGGUUGUUUGGAGACAUGAAUCCAGAAGACGUGGUUAUCAUUCUCAGUGAUGAUGAUGAUGAUGUGUCCAUCAACGAAUCGGUCUACAUCGUCGAAGACAUCCAGAACAACGUAUACCCAGUAGAUCAGUCUAACUGCAGCAGGUCACAUGAUCCUGAAGGAGAAGAGGACCUGGUCGUUACCUUCUGUCAGAGAGGAGAGGUGCUGCCUCACGCACGCUAUGACUGUACCGCGCACACCUUCACACCAACAGACAGUGAUGUAGGAGGACCAAUAGAAUCCAACCAGCUCUUCUGUCACCAGUGCUUCUGUUACGUCUGUGACAAGGUCGCCUCGGAGUGUUCUGUGUGGACUGUGUCAGGAGUGUGCCACUGCAACGCCCAUAAGAGGAGUGUGUUCUGGAGCAACAAGAGAGACAAGGUGGUUCUGGGAUACCUUCAGAUGUUUAACUUCAACCUGCUAGAGAUCGACAGCGACCUCCGACUGGCAGAGUCCUUACUGCUGCAGUUGGAGGAGGAGUUGUCCAAGGAGUACGCCUCCUUCCAGAGGGGCGUGGCUGUGAGGGGAUUGGCUGUACAAUGUGCCUGUCACUGCCACACAGCCAAUCGUUUGGAAUGCGGGAACUGCCAAUCAAAUCACCUGCUGCUACUGGUCUACGAUUAUUCGCAGGUGUUUGAGUGUGUGUGCCGCUUCCUUGGACGUGCGGAGAGAGAGAGACCGAGAGCAGCAGCUGUUAUGAGACUUGGAGCAGCUCAACUCUUCAUUACACACUGUCAACCUCCUGGACCAGUGAUUUCCCAUCAUCUUGAGGCCAGGAUAGAGGAGGCCCUGCCCUUGCUGCUAACCAGGGUAAUGGAGGCGGUGCGGAGACAGAUGGUGGAGUGUGACUUCAGUCCAGAGUUUCUCCAGAAACUUCAAGGUUUCUACCAGACCCUCCCCCUACCUCCCAGCUGCAUCGCUCUGAGAAACAGGCUGUGUGUCCUCCCCUGGUCAGAUGCCCUGCUGGUCUCAGUGUUAAAGGGACAGAACGUGACGGGGAUCCGCCCGGGAAAAGGGAAGAAGGAGCCUCUGACUGAAUCCGCCGCUGUUGUCCUGCUGAGAGCUGAAACAUUACAGAGACUCACCAGGUUCAGGGAGUUGACCCGUUACCUGAAGGUGGUUCAUACUGGGAACACAGAACUUGUCCAGGCGGUGCGGGAUCUGAUCCCUCUCUUCCUGAUGAAGGCCGGGGACUUUAGCUCCGCCCUCUCCUCCUUCUUCUCUCCGCCCCCUGGGGUCUGCUGCCCCGUCUGCCGCCUAACGCCACGCCUCUUCACCCUCUACCUACGCAUCAUCACCACGGCAACCACGCCCAGCGCCACGCAGCCCCUCUCCCCCGACACUCCCUGGGAGGAGGUCAAAGAUGCUGUGGUUCCCAGGCAGGUCGAGGUGGUGAAGUUUGGCCUGAGGGUUCUGAACAGCAACAUGGCUGUCUACAAGGACUCUCAGAGUUGGGCAAACUUUCUCCACGUGCUCAGUUCUCCUGCUGGUCCUCCUGACACAGCCUUUCUGACGGUGGCGAGAAACGUUACCAUGGAGAUCCUGCUGAACCAGGGAUCUCUGGGACACCUCAUCCAGAUACCACGGACCUUCCUGAUGGUGUAUCCAGACCAGGCCCUGUUGCUGUUGGUAACUCAGGCUCUGGCGCUACGGAUCCUCCACGAACCUCUGACCCCCGCUCUACCCGUCCUCAACUAUUACAAGGGUCAUGUGUGGGCCUUGAGGUGGCUUGUUGGGUUCCUGUCUUCGUCUCCUGGAAGACUGGAGUCCUUCCUCAGAGGGGUAGCAGUGGAGCUACACAACAGUGAUGGAUCCCAGCUGUCGCCCUCCUCCUUCCCUUCUUCCUCCCUUAAAGACCAGCCUGACCCCUUCUGGCACUACCUCACAGACUUAAUCAGAGAGACUCUAUCUGUAAUCCCGGACUGCCGCAGGCUAGACCUGGAUCAGACUGGAGUGUGACUCAGACUGUGUGUUUGUGUGCGUGUGCGAGAACAUCUCUCAAUGAAGAAGAAGAAGACUAUGAUAAUAAUAUGUUUAUCUGACUGUUAAUAAGAUCUUUUAUGCCUUUUUUUUCUACAAAUAAACAUAUAAUUUAUUUAUCCGUAUUGUUGUUCCUGUGACACAAAAAUAAAGAUCUGUUUUACACGUAA
Messenger RNA from Oncorhynchus gorbuscha (pink salmon), 2360 nucleotides. RefSeq lists its product as uncharacterized. NCBI's taxonomy places the organism in Eukaryota, Metazoa, Chordata, Actinopteri, Salmoniformes, Salmonidae. The record is from RefSeq and is a predicted model, not a curated record. The transcript has 21 exons. Bases 187 to 2169 code for a protein of 660 amino acids.